Fraxinus pennsylvanica is the source of this 357-nucleotide messenger RNA. NCBI's taxonomy places the organism in Eukaryota, Viridiplantae, Streptophyta, Magnoliopsida, Lamiales, Oleaceae. The record is from the annotation of a GenBank genome assembly.
AUGACGGAAGAUUUUGCACAAUCAAUCUUAAAGAUAGGAGAAGGCCGUACCGGCCUUGCUCUCGAAAUCUUGAGGCUAAAGCCUUCAUUGGGGAAGAAAUUGAACCUUGAUGAUCUUAGUCCACUGCACCUGGCUUUGGGUAAUGGACACACCAACACUGUGAGACGACUCGUCAAGCAUGAUUCGGACCUCAUUCGUAUCCCAGGGAGGGAAGGGAUUACUCUUUUGCAUUAUGCAGUGGAAAAAGAGGACAUUGAUCUUUUGAUUUAUUUUCUUAUCGUAUGUCCAUCCUCAAUAAAUGACUGGACCGUUCGAGAUGAGACUGCUGUGCAUAUUGCUGUGAGAAACAGCUUCUGA